CUUCACUUCACCAGAACAGCAAUGGGUGCCAGUCAGAAGGACUUUGAGAAUGCAGUGAGUCAACUGAAACUCUUGACACAAGACCCAGGAAAUGAAGCAAAGCUAAAGCUCUAUGCACUCUAUAAGCAGGCCACCGAAGGACCUUGUAAUAUGCCAAAACCAGGUAUGUUCGACUUGAUCAAUAAGGCCAAAUGGGAUGCAUGGAGUGCCCUUGGCAGCCUGCCCAAGGAAACUGCAAGGCAGAACUAUGUGGAAUUGGUGUCCAGUUUGAGUUCAUCUGAAUCCUCAAGCCAGGGGAAGGCUGGUGCAGACAGGACACACUCCGAAUACAAAGGCCUUCUGGUGUCUUCAGAAGAUGGCAUCACAACGAUCACAUUUAACCGUCCCACCAAAAAAAAUGCAAUCACCACUGAGAUGUAUCAUGAAAUUAUGCGUGCACUUGAAGCAGCAAGCAAAGAUGACUCAGCCAUAACUGUAUUAACAGGAAAUGGUGACUAUUACUGUAGUGGGAAUGAUCUGAACAACUUUACUGAUAUUCCCCCUGGUGGCGUAGAAGAGAAAGCCCAACAGAGUGCCAUUUUACUGAGGAAUUUUGUAGACUGUUUUAUAGAUUUCCCUAAGCCUCUGGUUGCAGUGGUAAAUGGCCCAGCUGUGGGAAUUUCUGUCACCACUCUCGGGCUGUUUGACAUCGUGUAUGCUUCUGACAGGGCAACAUUUCAUACACCUUUCAGUCACCUGGGCCAAACUCCAGAAGGAUGUUCUUCUUACCUGUUUCCAAAGAUAAUGGGCUCAGCCAAGGCAGCUGAAAUGCUCAUUUUUGGAAAGAAAUUAACAGCAAAAGAAGCAUGUGCUCAAGGACUUGUUACUGAAGUUUUCCCUCACAGUACUUUCCAGAAAGAAGUUUGGACGAGGCUGAAAGCAUAUUCAAAACUUCCCCCAAAUGCCAUGAGAAUUUCAAAGCAGCUUAUCAGAAAUGUGGAGAAAGAGAAGCUACAUGCUGUUAAUUCCGAAGAAUGCACUGCCCUCCAGAGCAGAUGGGUGUCAGAUGAGUGUGUAAAUGCAGUCAUGAACUUCUUAUCUAGAAAAUCAAAACUGUGA
Messenger RNA from Elephantulus edwardii (Cape elephant shrew), 1098 nucleotides. It is a transcript of the gene ECI2, whose product is annotated as enoyl-CoA delta isomerase 2. Gene Ontology annotation, molecular function: fatty-acyl-CoA binding. The record is from RefSeq and is a predicted model, not a curated record. NCBI's taxonomy places the organism in Eukaryota, Metazoa, Chordata, Mammalia, Macroscelidea, Macroscelididae. The coding region runs from base 22 to 1098 and encodes 358 amino acids. The transcript has 9 exons.